Messenger RNA from Austrofundulus limnaeus, 1904 nucleotides. RefSeq lists its product as uncharacterized. Bases 44 to 1189 code for a protein of 381 amino acids. The record is from RefSeq and is a predicted model, not a curated record. The transcript is spliced from 4 exons. Lineage: Eukaryota; Metazoa; Chordata; Actinopteri; Cyprinodontiformes; Rivulidae.
CAAAAACAUCCGCAAGUCUUUCARUACGGUGGUAGCUCCAGCAAUGUCAGACUAUUCAACAGUCCAGUUAGCCUUACCGCUGUGGGUCGGAGGCUCUCGGAAAAUUCGUUUCAUUUACUUGGUGAAUCAAACAUCGUUUAGGUUGACAGAUUGUCCCAAUAAGGGCCCAUUGAUACCACUCUAUCUGGGAGCUGAUCUCCUCUCUAACACUGACAUCCGGAUAGAAAACCAUCCUAGGUACCAUGCUAAGUUUGCCAAGAAAGGACUUGCCACAAAAAUAAAGUUUUCUUCAGCUUUCAGGUUCCAGGGGUUGAAGGUUCCUGCAUCAAACAACAGCCUGUGGUUCUACAAUAUUCAAGGACUUUUUCGAGUUGCCUUUGAAAUGUACACUAAGCUGGAGCAGCUUGCAGUGCUGGAGAAUUUUCAGGAUGUUUGGAAAUCUCAGAUCGAUGAAAGUCCACUGGAGAUGACUUACAGCCUCACUGUGCAGCUUGACGCUCCAGCAUCUCCCAGUGUGUUUGAAACAGAAGUGUGUGAAAUGUCAGAUCGUCCUUGUUGUGAGGAUGAAGGGGACCCAGCGCAUCUUAGUGGCAGUGAUGUGGCUGAUAAAUCAGCAGAUCAUAAUUAUUGUACUUUUUCAUCAGAUAGCCAGCCACUUGUAGCCUCUCUCAGAGAACGAUUGCACAGUUUGGCUGACCAGCUAUCCUCUCAACCUCAAAGCUGCGCAGAACGUUUGGAAACCAUUCUACUUCUUCUGAAGUGUAUCGAUCAACAAGUGACAGGUGAUCUAAAAGAGAAGGAUGCAGCUGAAACUGUGUUAGCCCUGCUGAAGGCCGAGGACUGGACCAAAGACUCUGUGUAUUCGAGCUACCUGCUCACUUGUAUAGGAAGCUGGCUCGGCCAACAGUUUCACGCAGCCAACAGCAGCAUCAGCCAGAAGGUGGAGGGCUUCAAAGUUCAGCACAUCGAGAGAAUAAGUGACCUGCCGCCCGCCGAGGAACUGACCGCAGAACUGUUCCCUGAAGCCAUGCAGACGCUGCUGCUUCACUGGAUGGGCUUAUGGGAAGAGUCAUCGCUGGAAAAGAGACGGAGCGAAUACCCAAUCCUGCUCCUUAUUCUUGAGUUUGCAAACCACAACCUCAUCACCGGCGUGGCUCAUGUGCUGUACUCAAGUCUUAUCUGCAAGUGAAGUCAGAUUAACAACCAUUUUUCUAUCGAGACUAUUUCUGAUUCAAAUUUAGCAAAUGGUAUCUGGAGUUGCAUUCAGUUUAUGGUUGGAUGUAUUUGCUAGAAUUUCUUAGUAAACAUCCCUUUCAGACGCAAUCUGCUUUAGGAAUACACAAGAAAGUGUGUAAAAUGAGGGGGGUUGCUCAAGACCUUUGCACAGCACUGAAUAUAAAACACUAUUACAAUCAAGUUGAGAUUUUUUGUUAGUCAAAAGGCUAGGUAUAAUAUCCAAAUUAGUCAAAUUAAUCUGUUUAAGGCAAAGAUGAGCUCUUUACUGUGAACUUGUAAUCAGAUCACUGAUGAAAAUGUCUUUUUCUCAAAUGUAGCAUCAAAAUUCAGUCAGUUUUGCUGUUCUGUAUAUAAACCCUGUGGCACAUGUAAAACACAACAGAAGUACCACGAAAAAUUUCUUUCCAACACAAAAUUUAAUUCAAAGACAUCUGAAAUAUUUGAUUACUCCCUUCAAGAUGACUACAGCCCAUAGAAAUUCAGAAAACUAUGUCCAUCAACCAGGGUUUGUUAUUGCCAAUCAAAAAGAAAAAACAGGAUUCUGAUAAUGCUACCAUUGACCUAGGAUGCCUUUUGCUAAAUGGAUGUAAACAGCGUCCACUUAAACCACAUCGUAUUCAGACAAUCACAUAUCUAUAUUUGAGUUUAAAAAAGCUACCACAUUGUUG